Molecule: messenger RNA, 2934 nt
Organism: Colossoma macropomum (tambaqui)
Lineage: Eukaryota; Metazoa; Chordata; Actinopteri; Characiformes; Serrasalmidae
Product: protein APCDD1-like
Exons: 5
Coding region: 395-1930 (511 amino acids)
Biological process (GO): negative regulation of Wnt signaling pathway
Cellular component (GO): plasma membrane
Molecular function (GO): Wnt-protein binding
Source: RefSeq, a predicted model, not a curated record
AUAACGCCUCACCGGGGUACAAGACGACCAACACCCCUCAGUCCACCCACACAGACGAUUCAGAGAUGCGGGAGUCGAUGGGCGACGAGCGGACAACUCCAGUGUAGCUUCGCUCGCGAAACGUCGACUGAUUGAAGGCUCUGAGGAGGAUGUCGCGCCGUUAGAGCUGCCGAGUCUCCUCUAUCUGGACUUUAACGGUUACAGUUUAACGGUUUUCUCAGUGUGGAACAGCAGAGCACGUUCGAACCCACUUCAAAUGUGUUCGAACUCUCUCACGGCGCGCGUGACAGCCGAGCUGCAUGUGUGGAUUUGUGCAGAUUAACUGUGCAGGGUUCGAGCUGAAGGCUCCUGUCGGUCACUUUUAAGCUAAAUUGACUCCUCAGUGGACCUGAGAAUGGGCAUUCCUACACUACUACUCCCACUACUACUGACCUUCGGCUGGACAGAGAGCUUGUCUCUGUACGCAUCGGAUGGCCGCUCUCCUCGGCUGGCCUUGGAGAAGAGUUUAAGCUGGCCGUCCAAAGACAUGCAGUGCCAACACAUGCUGAAGCAUCUCCGUAAUGGUGCACGCAUCACCGUACAGAUGCCUCCUAACAUAGAGGGACACUGGGUGUCUACCAGCUGCGAGGUGCGUCCUGGGCCGGAGUUCAUCACGCGCUCAUACCGCUUCUACCAGAACCACACCUUCCAGGCCCACCAGUUCUACUACACAGACAACCAUUGUACAGCUCCUGCGUACACGCUGGUGAUCCGGGGCCGGCUGCGUCUACGCCAGGCCUCCUGGAUCAUCCGUGGCGGGACGGAGGCCGACUACCAGAUCCACCGCAUCCAGGCUGUGUGUCACACCAUGGCCACAGCCAAAGAGCUGAACCACAGGCUGGAGCGGACCUGCAGUGGAGAAAAAGAACCUGGACCCUGGGAGCCUAAUGUCAUGUACGAGUUGUGGAGCGAGGAGGGCGGCUGCGACUGCUCACGUGGGCUCAACUUUGCCAUGCAUGAGCUGCAGCUGCUCCGAGUGGAGAAGCAGUACCUGCACCACAACCUGGACCAUUUGGUAGAGGAGCUCUUCCUGGGGGAUAUCCACACGGAGCCAGCACAGAGGAUGUACUACAGGCCCUCCAGCUAUCAGCCAGCACUGCAGAACGCCAAGAGCCAUGAUCAGAGCUGCAUCGCAUGCCGGAUCAUCUCUCGUUCGGAUGAGUUCCACCCACCAAUCCUGCCCCCGCGGGCCGACCUCACUGUGGGACUGCAUGGUCAGUGGGUGUCCCAGCGCUGUGAGGUGCGGCCGGAGGUGCUCUUCCUCACCCGACACUUCAUCUUCCACGAUAACAACAACACCUGGGAAGGACAUUACUACCACUACUCGGACCCCGUCUGCAAGCAUCCGACCUUCAGUAUCUACGCCAGAGGGCGGUACAGUCGUGGUGUACACUCCACACGUGUGAUGGGGGGAACUGAAUUUGUAUUUAAGGUGAACCAUAUGCGUGUGAUGCCGAUGGACCUGGCCACCACUUCCCUUCUGAACGUCUUCAACGGCAAUGAAUGUGGUGCUCAAGGCUCGUGGCAGGUGGGAGUGGAGCAGGACGUCACACCAACCAAUGGCUGCGUGGCAUUAGGAAUUCGCCUCCCGCACACAGAGUAUGAGCUCUUCCGGAUGGAGCAGGACACUCAUGGACGCUACCUACUCUACAAUGGCCAGAGGCCCAGCGACGGCUCCAGCCCUGACCGGCCAGAGAAACGAGCUACUUCCUACCAGAUGCCCCUGGUGCAGUGCUCCGCCAGCAGCCAAAGGCCAGAGGUCACCUUGGGCCACCAUGCAGACCGGCCCCGAAAGCCAAGUAACGGUAGCUGGGGUGGUGCCCAUGGCUCCAUAGUGCAAGCUGUGGCACUUGUAGUAUUGAAUGUGCUGGUUAUGGAAUUAUGUGGUUGACUGAAAAAAAAAGAAGCCAACAAAACUGUCCUGUUAUUUCUGUACAUCUCUGUACAUACUGACGCAGAAAUGGCCAGAGAAGCUCAGGGAAGCACUCUGGCCGACUGAGAGGAAGUUUACUUGACGCACUUGGGCAUUCAGCUCUUUCAUUUUCCUGGGCUCUGGCCUACAGAAGCUGGAUGAAAAGGAAAUGGAUAAAGGAGUGGAAAGACGAAGUCUGCCUUCUUUCAUUUCUUGCUCUGCUCUGAACUGCUACCAGACUCCAGCGAACUGAAACUGCUGCACCACAUUAAUGGCACUUUAGUAAAAUAUGACUUAAAACUUACAAUUUUGAUUAAAACAAAAAACGUGUUCAUUUUCUACGCCAGGCUCAGACAAGAGGAUUUCCUGCUUAUUUUCUUGUUUUGUAAGAUGAAGCUAUAUACUGUAGACAUACACACUAACAGAGGUAUUUUUCUACAAUGUGUGGAGUGAGGAAGUGUGAGUGGAUUUUAAAUGACAAAAUGAACUAUUUCAGGGCUAUAAGAAGAGAACAAAAGGGAAUUUCAAUACAUCAUAUUCCAGUACAUAACCACUGAUAAAUCUUUUAAGCGAAAUAAACUAAGACAGAAAAAAAAGAACUUUUGUUUCUAUAACUGAUCUGAAAGAAGAGGGAUCUUCAUAAACCUGUAAGGUGCGAUUGUUAAUGCUUGCUUAGAAUCCAGGCGUGUGGGGUGAGUGUGUGCAGAAUAGUGCCAGUUUUGAUUUCCUGACAGUUUCUUUCACGUGUGCUGUAAGCUAUCAUUUUUGCUUGCUGUAUUGUGCUAUGGCAUGUGGAAUAAUUCAAAGCAAUUGUGGUUUCAUACAGCCCACCAGGAAUUGCUGUUCUCUAUGCCAGUCCUAGUUUGAUCCAGAGCUGAACUGGAAUGGAAAUAUUCAUUUCCUCCAGUGGCGUGGAUUCUAUUUCCAAUGCGCAAAAACCAAACACGAAGAAUAAAACGCUGUAUUUGUUUGAGGCAAAUGUU